This is a messenger RNA of Coniophora puteana RWD-64-598 SS2, 1263 nucleotides long. RefSeq names its product L domain-like protein. Lineage: Eukaryota; Fungi; Basidiomycota; Agaricomycetes; Boletales; Coniophoraceae. Gene Ontology annotation, molecular function: protein binding. The record is from RefSeq and is a predicted model, not a curated record. Bases 93 to 1175 code for a protein of 360 amino acids. The transcript is spliced from 9 exons.
GUCAUUGUUCACUUUGCCCAGUCAUAUACUCGGGACUGUCCGGUGCACCAUAAGCUCUGUUCCCUUACCUCCUUGAGUGACCACGCCGCGGAAUGUCUGAGCAGAAUGUCAACGACGCAGCUUCCACCAACGGUUCAGAGGACAAAGAGUUCGUUGUAGUUGAGCGCCCAACGGCCCGCGUAGUGCUGCCCACCGAUGUCGGAGACGAUACCGAUUCUGAGGAGGAAGUCAUAGAUGGCGAAGAGCUCGAGAGCGAUGUCGAUCCCCUAGCGGACUUUCCGGAUGACACAGAGGAGUUAGAGCUGGUCCACUCGCGUAUCAGCUCAUUGAACCAUCUCCGACUCGAGCGCUUCGCGAAACAUCUGAAGAAGCUCUGCCUUCGGCAGAACCAGAUAUCUGAGCUGGACCCCGCGACAUUCUCCCUCUUGACGGAGCUUGAAGAACUUGAUCUUUAUGACAACAAAGUUAAGCAUGUUGGACAGGCAAUUGACAAGUUGUCCAAACUUUCGGUUCUUGAUCUAUCGUUCAACUUAAUUCGACAAGUCCCCGAUGGCUUGUCGUCCCUUUCUUCGUUGCACACCGUGUUCUUCGUCCAGAAUAAAAUCUCGAAGAUUUCGGGCCUAGAUUCCGUAGGGCGCACACUUAGGAGCUUAGAGCUCGGCGGCAAUAGGAUCAGGUUUAUAGAAAACUUGGACAGUCUUGUCAAUUUGGAAGAGCUAUGGCUCGGAAAAAACAAGAUCACUAAGCUGCAGAACCUCAGCAGUUUGAAAAGUCUGAAGAUUUUGUCGAUACAGUCGAAUCGGAUAAAGAAGAUCGAAGGUUUAGACGGGUUAUCUAACCUUCAAGAGUUGUAUCUGAGCCACAACGGCGUCGAGAGGCUUGAAGGGCUGGAUAAUAACCCGCAACUUCGAACUUUGGACGUUGGCAACAACUUUAUCCCUGAGAUCGAGAAUGUCUCACACCUCACCUCGCUUGAAGAACUAUGGCUCAAUAACAACAAGAUCGACUCCCUGCAGGCUUUAGAACCUCAGCUAAAGAAAACUGAAACGCUGGAGACGAUCUAUCUUGAGGGUAAUCCAUGUCAACAAACAGAGAGGGCAGCCUAUCGACGGAAAAUCAUCAUUGCUCUCCCCCAAGUAACACAAAUUGACGCAACUUUUGCCAAGGCACUCUGAUAGUGUAGGAAAUACCAUAGUGGUAAGGCUUUUGGCGGAUGGGAAUGGUCAUUCGAAUUACUGUUUUGUAAAAUCGAUCAAUUCAAAC